This is a messenger RNA of Labrus mixtus (cuckoo wrasse), 6184 nucleotides long. It is a transcript of the gene fbxl16, whose product is annotated as F-box and leucine-rich repeat protein 16. Gene Ontology annotation, cellular component: SCF ubiquitin ligase complex. The transcript has 7 exons. The record is from RefSeq and is a predicted model, not a curated record. Lineage: Eukaryota; Metazoa; Chordata; Actinopteri; Labriformes; Labridae. The coding region runs from base 388 to 1899 and encodes 503 amino acids. Gene Ontology annotation, molecular function: protein binding. Gene Ontology annotation, biological process: SCF-dependent proteasomal ubiquitin-dependent protein catabolic process.
UGUGUGCCUGCGUGUGGAUGCGUGUGCGUGGAGAAGAAAUUACGAGAUAGAGAGGGCCCCUCUGUUGUGGAGGAGGACUAGGUGAUAUAAAAUAGGCCUACAGGAGAGAUAUUUUUGGUGUACAUUCAAGCUGUUUUGGAGAGGCUGUUUAUCGGCUCAUCUAUUCGUUUGCCUGAUUUUGGACCCGUGUGCUUCUCUUGUAUCCAUGGGCUCGGUAGGCGCAUCUCUCGCCUCCCAGUAGGACAUAACGGGCAGGGCUACCUCGAAAUAAUUAUUUAUUUCGCUAUCUGUGCCGCAACGUUGAGAGAAACGUGAUCGAGAGGCAGCGAUAACAGUGUCCUUAUCAUGGAUUAAUGCUCGAGUAAAUUUUCAUCUGAGAGGUUCCCAAUGUUGAACAUGUCCACCCCCAGUGAGCUGAAGUCUCCCUGCGUGACUCGCAAUGGUAUGGUUAAGCUGCCUCCCAGCCAGCCCAAUGGUCUGGGAAGUGCAAGUAUAACCAAGGGGACACCAGCUGCCAAGAACCGCCUUUGCCAGUCCUCCUCCGUACCCUCCAUCCUGCCCCCUCCAUCAUCAUCUCUUCCAUUUCACCACCACCACCUGGACGGCCCUGGAAUUCCCAACUCAGCAGCCUCACUCUUGGGCUCUGAUCUUGAGCCUGGAAAACCUAUAGUGGGCUUGAAGCCAUCCCUUCGUCAGCUUCCCCCUCUCACUCUACCUAAACCUAUGCUGCUGGAGCGCCAGCUUGUCCUGGAUGAGAAGCUGCUCAACCGAUUGCUCUGGUAUUUCACUACAGCUGAAAAAUGUGUGUUGGCACAGGUAUGCAAGACAUGGCGCAAAGUGCUGUACCAGCCCAAGUUCUGGGAGAGCAUUACACCCAUCUUGCACGCCAAGGAGUUAUAUACUCUGUUGCCCAAUGGGGAGAAGGAAUUUGUUAGUCUGCAGGCCUUUGCCCUGCGUGGCUUCCAGUCCUUCUGCUUAGUGGGUGUGUCAGACUUGGACAUUUGUGAAUUCAUCGACAAUUACCCACUGUCCAAGAAAGGUGUUCGCUCGGUGAGCCUUAAGAGGUCUACCAUCACAGAUGCUGGUUUGGAGGUCAUGUUGGAGCAGAUGCAAGGCCUGAUGCACCUUGAACUUUCAGGCUGCAACGACUUUACAGAGGCUGGCCUGUGGUCCAGUCUGAAUGCCCGGCUAACUUCCCUCAGCGUCAGUGACUGCAUUAAUGUGGCAGAUGACGCCAUUGCUGCUAUUUCUCAGCUCCUGCCCAACCUUUCAGAGUUGAGCCUUCAGGCCUACCAUGUCACUGACACAGCCAUGGCCUAUUUCACAGCCAAACAGGGCUACACCACCCACACUCUGCGGCUUCACUCCUGCUGGGAGAUCACCAACCACGGUGUGGUCAACAUGGUACAUAGCCUUCCCAACUUGACUGCCCUCAGCCUCUCUGGCUGUUCUAAGAUCACUGACGAUGGUGUGGAGCUGGUUGCUGAGAACCUGCGUAAGCUUCGCAGCCUGGACUUAUCUUGGUGCCCUCGGAUCACUGACAUGGCCCUUGAGUACAUUGCCUGUGACCUGCAUAAAUUGGAAGAACUAGUGCUGGACAGGUGUGUGCGCAUCACAGACACUGGCUUAGGCUACUUGUCAACCAUGUCAUCAUUACGGAGCCUCUAUCUGCGCUGGUGUUGUCAGGUGCAAGAUUUUGGACUGCAACAUUUGUUUGGAAUGAGGAGUCUCCGUCUUCUGUCUCUUGCAGGCUGCCCUCUGCUGACUACCACUGGUCUGUCAGGCCUCAUUCAGCUGCAGGAGCUUGAGGAGCUGGAACUGACCAACUGCCCUGGAGCCACUGCUGAGCUCUUCAAAUAUUACUCCCAGCAUCUGCCACAUUGCAUGGUCAUUGAAUAAGACCACUAACCCCUCUCAACAACCAAUAGUUCACCAAUCUUCUUCCUUCUUCUUAAUAACUUUUCAUCACUCUUUUCUCAAAUGUCAGCAAAGAUACAGAACUGCUCCUACUAUAUCAUGUAGUUACUCAUUACCUGCCCCCUGUCUUCCUCCUUACCCUAUUGAGUUGACUGAUCCACAGGCUGACAGAGAAGCAGGAAGGCAGAUAAUGGUACAUGUCAGGCCCAGGAUGAUGGGAUAGAGUUUGAGCUUCGUUUAAGAAGACGCUGGGGAGGAAAGAGAUUGGUGUAACGUCUUGUCUCACAGACAGAUUCUUUGUUUUUUUUGGUUUUUUUUAAACAACAGAAGGCUUUUGUUUUUUGAGUGGUGCAUUUCUAAAGACAUUGAUAUUUUCUUUUCGGCUAAUUGAUACUUAAAGGGGUGACAUGUGGAUCCAGUUACAGCAUAGAUUAAUCUAUAAAAGGGAAAUUGAGACUUAAAGGUUUUAACUGCUAUGGCAGAACUCAUACGUGAGCUAAUGAACUGUAAACACACAUACACAUACUGUAUAUGGUAAGUGAAACAAAUGUAAGUCCUAAAGACCAUAAGUGAUGAUGUUUCUUUUUCCUACAUUCUGUGAAAUAUAAAUGCUGUUAUUCUUUUUUUUUUCAGAAGGUACAAAGGUUUUGUUUUCUCUUGUUUAGAGGGAUACUCCAGAUAACAGCUGGAGAAACAGGAAUCAGAGAAAACUAAAGAUACACACCAUAAAGUGUAAAACUGGGAGAUCGUAGUUCUCUGUCUCUCUUUCCCUCCCUUAUUGUGUGCAGUAUGUAAAUUGGACUCUCUCUUUUGGGCACACUUUUCCCUUGGUGUGUCUUAUCAGAAAUCAGAAAAAAAAACUUUAAAUAGAAAAAUGGUUACAGUUUACAGUGUUGAAGUUAAUGGGCUCAUUGUUUUAAUGUUCUCUUUAAAACGUUUUUUUUUUUUUUUUUUUACAGAAUUUACAGUUUUGAAGGAUAAGCUGUUGUAAACUGUGAAAGUUGGGAUUUUGAACAUGAAACUGGUUGCUGUGGCAGCUCAAAAAGAACAAAAAAGUGAAUCAAAGAGAGGGCAGAAUGUCCAUGAUAUUAUCCCCAUUUGGCAUCAUCAUUUGAUUUAAACUCUUCUCAAUCUUUUAACUGUGCGAAUUAAAACAAAUGAUCUUCAUUGGCUGCAGUGAUGCUAUUUCAAAGGUAAAAAGGGAUACAAGUAUUUAAAAUCAGCAGUAUUAUCAAUGUCCACUAAAAACCAGGGUCAUACUGUGACAGUACCUCAGGGUCCCUGUAAAGUGGCAGGUUUGAAAAUUGGACUUUGUUUGGACUGUUCUGAAUGUUUUAUUUAAUUGCCUUUCAUUUAUUUAUUUAUUUUAAAUCCUGAAUCAUGUUUAACCUUCUUAAGCUCAAUGGGAUCAUGUAAAUGCUCCUCUUAGUCACUAGCCCUACAAUUGACGACUGGUCUAACACUAAAAGGUUGAAUUGCAAUUGAAAUAUUGUAAUUAUGAUUAACAUAAUGUUUGUAAAAUAAAAUGAGAUGUGAGUUUAUAUUGAACUUAAUACCAUAAAAUGCCUUCAAAGGGAAAACAUGCCUUUGAAAGCACGUCAGCAUAAAAUAACCUACAAAAGGGUUAACAAGCUUCAUUUUUUCAAGAAAUUCAUAAAUUGUUGCUUUUCAACCUGAUACGGUGUAACUUGUUGUCUUGUGAGGAUUUACGUGUUUAUUUUGACAAUUUGAAUAGAUAGAGGAUGUUGUGGGAGGCAGUUAAGAAUGAAGUUAUGCCUGGAACGUUUAACUUCAUGUCUUAAGAUGAAAUCUUUGAAAUUUGGCUUCAAAUUCUUAUUUCUGCAGUUUGGUUGUUAUGAGAAAUGAAAAGUCUUAAUGUAAUGUAACUAGAAAGUUCAUCACUGGAUCUGGGAAAACUACUGUCAGAUGAUCAGACAGGUUGUAAAAAGACCAAAAGAUUACUCAGAGUUAUUUAUGAAAAGGUGAAGGUGAGUGCUAAAUACGUACUAUUUUUCUUAGGCUUUAGUUUCUCAUUUUGAAAAAAUGGACACUUAAAAGCUUCUGAGAGUGUUUCUGGUUAUACGUAACAAGGGAAGAUUUAACGUUUCUAACUAAGUAUUUUUAUUUAACAUCGAAAGAGGUUGUUGAUGCUAUCAAGUAAAAAUCAAUUAACUUUUCAGUCAGAAGUUGUUUCCCAUUCCCGCAAUCUUUCUUUAUUAAGGGGACUGAAUGAACGGAACAAUGAGCCACUGUGCUGCUUUCUACUUCUUUGUGUGUUCCCAGAUGUUGCUGACUGCCAUCUGAAGGGAUUGGAUAAGGGUCAGCCAGUGUUAGAUUGUGCCAAAUGCAUCUGUAGCAGCACAUACACAUGUGGCUGCUUGCCUCUGGCUGAUUGCUGACUACACUGAAGUGGACUGAUAACUUUAUUGACAUGGCAGACCAUGCAUGUGUUUGGUUGGUCUGUGUUUUUGUUUGGAUAGGCUAAUUUUAGAGGUUCUGAAUCUUUUAUUGUACAUAAGUAUAUUUAUUUAUUUAUCUAUGUAUUUAUUUAAAACAAUGUCUUGCUUAUUUUCAGGAUUUAUUUAUUAAGGAGCCUUUCUUUCAAAGGAUUUUGUUACAUGGGUUUUGCUUCAAAUUUGGGCCUGCAGUGGGUUAUGCAAUGUUCACUGGUUUUGUUUAUAAAACUCUUUAUUUUCUUUUUUUUUACAUUUCAGAAUCCUUAGUAAAACAAUCCACUUGUUUACAUUGAAAACACACUGUUUUGAACACCAGUGACCACAUCAUUAAGACUGACUUCAAUUUUGAAAUUUCAUCAUGCGCAAAGUAUAUUUUCCUCUGUUUUAGUGUGUCAUCUUUGUAUUGCUAUGGGGUCCAUUAUUAAGAACAGAAACCAGGAGUGACAGGUUGUAUUUUGCUGUCAUUGUCUUGACUGUGGGAAUACAGAGUAUGGUAUAUAUGAAAUCAUUUGACCUCUAAGAUUGACCCUGUGGUGGAAAAGCAAUGUUUACAUUAUCUGUUAAUAUGGCAAAGGGUUACAUCUCAGAGUUGUUCAUGCAGAAGAUAAUGAUCCUGUGGAAGCUUAUUAUUGACAAAACUGCUGAAAAGGGAAGUUUUAAACAUGGUAAGAGUCAGGAUUUACACUAGCGCCUUGCUCACUAGCUCUGUGAAAGCAUAAGUUUUAAGAUGGAAAGUGUGCUGUUACACAGAUUUUGAAUUUUCCUCGUGGGGAUUAAUAAAGUAUAUUAUUGACAUUAACCUUCAAUGGGAACUUAAUAAUUAUGUCACAUCUUACUUAUGAAUGGCCACCUGGAAGGAACACCUACAAUUCUUGAUCAUAUUUUACUGCUCUGGGCCUACUUGCAGAGUUACUGUGCUUUACUUGUGUGAGUUUGUACAAAUCAUGGAUUUCAUUCAUAAAUUGGCUGCAUCUGAUCAAAUUCAACUACAGUUUUGCUUUUCCAAAGAAAACCGAAAAAUUAGAAAGGUUCAUUCAAAAUUUCAUGUUUUGUAUUUUUUUUUUUUAUUACUGAAUGAUGUUGUUUUCAUUAAACUAAGUUGACAGUUGUUUACUGUAAUCCUCUGUUUAAUUAUCUGUGUCGGAUAAGCAUGCAAAAUGUUUCAUGUGCCAUUUCAAUGUCAGUGAUGAAGAGUUGUAUAAAGUGAAAUAAUAAGUAGAUAAUUGGGCCAGACAUAAUGUACUCUAUCAUGCUGAAAACAUUCUUUUCAAAAUGUGUACUGCACAAACUGGUCUGUUGCUGCCUUCUCAAACUCUGGCUCCCAAUUUGUUCACUAAUCUUUACAGAUUUUCCUCACUUUUUCAGAUCUUUGCUUUUAAUAAGCUUCCAAAUGAUACAAAUGUAAGUUUACAUAUUCUGAAUUCAGACAUGCACAGUCAUGUAUUUCUCAUCAAACAUCUAACGGUGAACCUUUCUGGUGUACAUUAUCUAGGGUACUUUUUCUAAAGAAAAUGAUUCCUGUCACUUCUAUCAUUGCCAACUGUCUUGGGUCAUAAUUUGUUACCAUUUUGUUACAAUCCUUGUACAGCACAACUUUAGUAAGCAGUAAAAUAAAUACAGACAGCUUACUGAUAAUAUUGAAAAUGGAAGAAUGUGUGUGCUGUUUUGGUUUCAGUGUUUUUAGCUCUCCUGUGCCUGUAACUAUCUUACUUUGAUUGAAGACCAUCUUUGGACUGAUGACCAGCAGCUUUUGUGCUUUGGUACUUUGCAGAUGUUUUAGACCAUUUAAAUAAAGGACUGACUCAUACCAA